GGGUCACAUGGUGCGGGGGGAGGGAGCGCGGCCUGUGGGACCCGGAUCCGCCGCCAUGCCGCUGCCUGUACCCGGCUGUCCUCGGCUCGGCCCGGCCCUGGCCCUGCUCCUGCUGCUCCUGGGUCCGGCGCGGCCCAUCUCCUUCCAGCUGCCGGGCAAGGCCCGCAAGUGCCUGCGCGAGGAGAUCCACCGCGACACGCUGGUCACCGGCGAGUACGAGAUCGGGGUCCCGCCGGGGGCGGCCAGCGGCCCGUCCGCCAAUCUCAAGAUAACUGACUCAGCUGGACACAUCCUCUACUCCAAGGAGGAUGCCACUAAGGGCAAGUUCGCCUUCACCACUGAAGACUAUGAUAUGUUCGAGGCUUGCUUCGAGAGCAAGCUCCCUGUGGGAACGGGGCGGAUGCCGGACCAGCUCGUGAUCCUGGACAUGAAGCAUGGAGUGGAAGCAAAGAACUAUGAGGAGAUUGCUAAAGUGGAGAAGUUGAAGCCCCUGGAAGUGGAAUUGCGGCGCCUGGAGGACCUCUCUGAGUCCAUUGUUAAUGACUUUGCUUACAUGAAGAAGCGAGAGGAGGAGAUGCGGGACACCAAUGAGUCAACCAACAUCCGGGUCCUGUACUUCAGCAUCUUCUCCAUGUUCUGUCUCAUCGGACUGGCUACCUGGCAGGUCUUCUAUCUGCGUCGCUUCUUCAAGGCCAAGAAGCUGAUUGAGUAAAGGGGUAAUUCCCCUUCCCCUCCUCUCAAACCCAGCUGGACACCGCUGGGACCCAGCCAUGGCCCUCCAGAGCCAUCUUGCAGAUGAUACAUGCUGAGUGGAGGUUUUCUUCAGGAACUGUCCCUUAAGAGGGGAGGGGAGUAUAAGCACUGGAGACUACAAAGGGGCUUCUGACCUCCUGGUGGGGGCGGGGGAGGUUGUGGUGGGUUUGGGGACUCCUAAAGCAGUGAUGAAAUAAAAUUUGUUUCUGUGACAGCUGCAGUUGGUUUUGCAGGCUGUCUUUUCUCCUUUUAUAUUCUUCUAAGCUUGGUGUCUCCCAUCUGUCUGUGACCAUUGCGUUACUCUGAGCAACUUGAACCGGCUAUGCUCAUUAGGUGCCAUGCAGCUAGAAUUUGGGGAGGGGGGACUCCGAAGUUCUGGAACCCAACCCAAUGCAAACAGAACUUGGUGCAAAGUGACGGGUUGCAGUGCUAGCAGGGAGGGGGCACUGAAUUUUAGCCUCUGUCAUAGACCUUGGUGUUUCUCCCUGUGGGAGAUGGAAUCUUUGCGAUGAUGGGUCAAUGCAUUCAGGCAGAUAAGAGUUGGGUUUGGAGGAUGGGGGGCUAACAGGCUCUGCAAGAUGUUGCUGAGCCUGAAGAGAAACCUGCCUGACUCAAACAAGCUGUUGAGAGUCAGCCCCACCCUGUCUCCACAUGUUUGUCUUGGGUUUGCUUCUCUUUCUGAAACGAUGCAGCAGUUCCCUGAAAGCGCUGUGGUCACUGAGGGACCUUUGUGUGGAGGCAGAAGGCCUUGCUCAGAUUCAGAUUUGCAGUGCAUUGCUUGGGCCCAUCUUUGGAAUGGGAGCAUGGUAGGUUGGGAACUUUGUGAGGGCCUCUUCUCAUCUGACUCUGUUAGAGUUAAUGCCAAGUGUAGCUGGCUGGACCUUCAUUCCCUGUACAUGACAUGCCCUGCUUUGUGUUCUGGGGAUGUGUGGGGCGCCCGACAGGCUGGCAUUCAGAGGAGCCGAGGGAGUGCAGAUGAAGUGGAGUACAGUACACAAUGGGAACACGGAUGUGCCCCUUCUGAGGGUCUCUGAGUUGACGAGCGCAUGUGACAAUUGCAGAAAUGUCUUGGGGACUCCCCAAAACUGGUGAGAGUAGCUGUGCUGUAUGUAGUGAGAGGCCCUCUGUAGUCCUACUGCCUCUAGCACAGUGUUGGAUUAAACAGGCCAGGUAGGUUCAUUUCCUGGACUUAUCCCACGAGGGUUUCUGGGCAGAAUGAUGAAAAUUCUUUCACCUUCCCUUAGAGCAAAAAGACCAUCAGGGCCUAGCCCCUGGUCACACACCCCUUGUCCUUCCAGCCCAGAGGUCUCCCUGCCAUUCAGACAAAGCAGCAUUUGUGUUUUCUGAAAUUAUGUUGGGAAAUGUUUUUCUAGUCUGAAUUUAUCCUGCUA
This is a messenger RNA of Chrysemys picta bellii (western painted turtle), 2144 nucleotides long. It is a transcript of the gene TMED10, whose product is annotated as transmembrane p24 trafficking protein 10. Gene Ontology annotation, cellular component: endoplasmic reticulum-Golgi intermediate compartment; Golgi apparatus; endoplasmic reticulum. NCBI's taxonomy places the organism in Eukaryota, Metazoa, Chordata, Testudines, Emydidae. Gene Ontology annotation, biological process: endoplasmic reticulum to Golgi vesicle-mediated transport; Golgi organization; intracellular protein transport. The record is from RefSeq and is a predicted model, not a curated record.